GGGCCAACCAAUGGAGAGCUGGGGGUGUGUGUGUGUCUUUCCAUAUAUAUAUAUAGUCAUAGGGCUGGGCCAGCUCAGGUGUGUUUGUGUCUGUGAGUGUGGGUGGCCCCCAUACCUGGCCAAGCCCACUCCUUCUACCUGGGCCCUCCGUCUUCACCAUGUGUACCCCUCUCAUCUGCCCUGGAACCUGGACAACCACGCCCAGCUGCCCCCGAGAGCUCUAGGAAGCUGAUCACUAACUUUGCAGACGGAUGAGCCCUGAGCAGCCAGAGGAGACCGGGCUCUCAACGCUGCCCCCUGUCCUGCCCUACCGGCUUGGAUCCCUUGACAGGAUCCUCCUAGGCGCCAGACUGGAUCCCUGACCAUGGAACCCUGAAGUGGCCCGGAUUUCCAGAGCUCAGUGGCAGACCCUACCCCACCCCCAGGCCCCUCCUGCCCCUCCCACAGCCGGUCCCGCUCCGAGAGGGAGGGGUGGGGAGGGCAUCCCGGUCUCGCCGGGCAAGGCGCUUCCAACAUGAUGCUCAACUCCGACACCAUGGAGCUGGACCUGCCUCCCACCCACUCCGAGACCGAGUCGGGCUUCAGCGACUGUGGGGGCGGGGCGGGCCCCGACGGCGCCGUGCCCGGGGGUCCCGGAGGCGGCCUGGCCCGGGGCUCGGAGCCGGGGGAGCCGGGCCGGAAAGACCUACAGCAUCUGAGCCGAGAGGAGCGGCGGCGGCGGCGCAGGGCCACCGCCAAGUACCGCACGGCGCACGCCACGCGCGAGCGCAUCCGCGUGGAGGCCUUCAACCUGGCCUUCGCCGAGCUGCGCAAACUGCUGCCCACGCUGCCCCCAGACAAGAAGCUCUCCAAGAUCGAGAUCCUGCGCCUGGCCAUCUGCUACAUUUCCUACCUGAACCACGUGCUGGACGUCUGAAGCCAGGCGUCUCCGCCGCCCUUGCUGCGGUCGCUAUGCUUAGCUUUCUUGAGCUGCCGCCUCUUCUACCCCCGUGUCCACGUUUUCAGAGACCCCAGCCCCCGACCCUGUCCCGUCUUGUCCCUUCUCUCUCCCAUGGGG
Heterocephalus glaber (naked mole-rat) is the source of this 1057-nucleotide messenger RNA. It is a transcript of the gene Nhlh1, whose product is annotated as nescient helix-loop-helix 1. Gene Ontology annotation, biological process: regulation of transcription by RNA polymerase II. The record is from RefSeq and is a predicted model, not a curated record. Lineage: Eukaryota; Metazoa; Chordata; Mammalia; Rodentia; Bathyergidae. Gene Ontology annotation, molecular function: DNA-binding transcription factor activity, RNA polymerase II-specific; RNA polymerase II cis-regulatory region sequence-specific DNA binding; protein dimerization activity.